GGACGUACAUGAACAUGCCGAGAGGAGAAAGUGAGGACGAGCGAUGACAGCCAUGCUGAGCCCAAAGAUCAGACAGACCAGGAGAGCCCGGUCCAAGAGCAUGGUGAUGGGCGAGGUGUCGCGGGGCUCGUGCCGGCCGGCCUCCCCGAGCCUCCAGGAGGGGGCGCUGAAGGCCGGCUGGCUGAAGAAGCAGCGCAGCAUCAUGAAGAACUGGCAGCUGCGUUGGUUUGUGCUGCGCUCGGAUCAGCUGUUCUUCUACAAGGACGAGGAGGAGACCAAACCACAGGGCUGUAUUCCUCUGCAGGGCUGCCAGGUCAACGAGCUCACAGCCAAUCCAGACGAACCGGGACGACACCUGUUUGAGAUCGUACCAGGUGGGACAGGAGAGAAGGACCGGGCAGCCAUCAGCCAUGAAGCCUUCCUGCUCAUGGCCAACUCGCAGACAGACAUGGACGACUGGGUCAAGGCCAUACGGCGGGUCAUCUGGGCGCCGUUUGGCGGAGGGAUAUUUGGCCAGCGCUUAGAGGACACCGUGCAGUAUGAGAAGAAGUUUGGGCCCCGGCUGGCGCCCCUGCUGGUGGAGCAGUGUGUGGACUUCAUCAGGGAGCGGGGUUUGGACGAGGAAGGGCUCUUCAGGAUGCCGGGACAAGCCAACCUGGUGAAGGAGCUGCAGGAGGCCUUCGACUGCGGCGACAAGCCUCUGUUUGACAGUAACACAGACGUCCACACGGUGGCGUCCUUGCUGAAGCUGUACCUGCGAGAGCUGCCUGAGCCCGUCAUUCCUUUCUCCAAAUACGAGGACUUCCUCACCUGUGCACAGCUUUUGGCCAAAGAUGAGGAGGAGGGGGUCCAGGAGCUUGGAAAGCAAGUGAGCACUCUACCUCUAGCCAAUUACAAUCUGCUCAAGUACAUAUGCAAGUUCCUUGAUGAGGUCCAGUCCCACUGUAAUGAGAACAAGAUGAGCGUCCAGAACCUUGCCACAGUAUUUGGACCAAAUAUCCUCCGUCCCAAGAUGGAGGACCCAGUCGCUAUUAUGGAGGGCACGUCUCUGGUCCAGCAUCUGAUGACCAUCCUCAUUAGAGAACACAAGCGCUUGUACUCAGGGAGGGACCAGGAGGGACCCACCGUAUCCCAAACAGAGCUCGCUGUCCAGGGUCAGCAGCUCCAGCAUCGCAGCCUGGGAGCCUGGAUCUCAGAGGAGGAUCUCCAGAGCUGCCCGGUCUCCAACCCCGACCAUGAUCUGCAUAGCAGCGCCUCAUCUCUGGAUGCUAAACUGUGUGCAGCUGUCACGCCCACCCAGACGCCUAACCCGAACACCGCACCAAGACUAGGGACUUCGUCAGGGAAAGGCGAGCCGGUGGUCAGCCCGAGUAAGCAAGCCAAGGCCAUGCCUUCUUGGAAAUACACUUUCAAAAGCUCAUCAGUGCCCCGCUCACAGCAACAGGCCAAACAAGGCAGCAGUGGGUCCACAGCUGAUGUCACUAGUGUAUCUUCAAGGAACUGGCUGAUGAAUGGAUUGUCCUCAUUGAGGGGCCACCGGCGUACCUCCUCAGGUGAGCGAUCCACCCGUGAUCGUGAUUCCACGGGCUACUCCCAGAGACUGUCCACCUACGACAACGUCACCUCCUCCUCCAGCAUGGGGAGCGUGCCCAGUGUCGCCAGUACGCCUUGGUCCACUUCCUCUUGUGAGAUCUCAGUCCCUGAAUCAGGAAGCAGUGAGACUUCGGCCAACCAGAACUGUGCAGGUGGAGAAAAGGUGGAGUGGAUGGAGGGCCAGAGGGAGAUUGAGAGCGUAAGGGAUGGAGGGAUGGGGACAGACCGGGGCUCUGAGCAGGAGGACAGCUGCGAGGCCAUGGAGCUUUGUGGCAGCAGUGCAGCCUGCAGCGAGAAUGGGAACGUGGCCGUGGCAGCUGGGGUGCCGUCCAUUAUCAUGUCUGAGGAUGGAGAUGGUGGACCUACAACGCUUGGCAGUCUGGUGGAAGGGCUAAAGGAUGAGUUGAGGAAACAGAAGAGUGUGUACGAGGCCAGGAUCAAAAAGCUGGAGGAGUCCAGUGCAGCUCUUUGUGCCCAGAUGGAACGUUUGGAACAAGAGAUGGAGCAGGAGAAGAAGAAGCAGCGCAUGCUCGAGAUCAAACUACGAAACUCUGAGCGGGCGCGGGAGGACGCAGAAAACCGCAACCGGCUGCUUGAGAAAGAGAUGGAGGAUUUCUUUUCCACGCUGGGAGAUCUGGCCCUGGGAGCAAGGACUAGUGACAUAUGAGAGCAUGGCCGCUCAUCUGUCUGGGGCCAAAAGAGUGGCUGACGUCAGGGUUUAUAUUUCAGGAGGUUGUCGCUUGCAAGGGCUCGUGUCCUCCUGAAAUAAUCCUCAAUAAAUCAGGGCGUUCCUUCUGAAAAAAAAAAGAAAUAAAAUGGAACAGGCCAUAUUUGUGUACAUUCAGGGCAAGUUCAGAUUAACUGAAAUAUCGAGAUGAGACAACAUAAGGAUGUAAAAAUCAAAGCGGGAUUGGCUACUUGGUACUUGUCAGAUUGAUCUUCAUAAAGCGCUGAGUGAGUUGGACUAUCCUUGAAGUGCAGUGAUACUCCAAGAAUGCUUCAAAUGGAACGGGAGUAGGAGGGAACCAUACUCUUGGUGACAUUACCAGGGUUUGUUUUGCAGAGCCAGUAUUUUAAACAGGCCCGGUACCUGAGUGCAAGCGGUGGAACAUGAUUAAACACUCAUUUUCUCUGUACUGGAAAGCACUGACUUCUUCAACCACUACUGUACAAGGACAUUAAGUGAAGGGAUUUUGUGCAGAAACUAAGAUUCAGUGAAAGAGACGCUGUUAUUGUUGAAUGCGGACAGCCAACAUAUUUAUCUAUACUUAUGUACAGCUGUACAGUGGUAGCACCUGUAGAAGUUCCUCCUUGUGCACUUAUUCUACACCGAUCACGCAUUAGUACGUCACACAGUUAUUUCUUGAAUGUUAUUCAGUAGAAUCAAAACCACCUCAGUGUUUCUUAACCACGUUGUUACCAAACCAUUCCUUGUUACUUCCAAUAGCUGAAAAGAAAGUAACACAUGGCUUCCCAAACAAUUCCUCUUAAGAAUGGACUAGAUAAACAGUGUAGCAUUAAAGCGGCAUGAAACCAGGCAGAAAAUCAAAUUUUUACUGACAUCUAGUGAUUGAAAUAUUUGUCUAGUUGCAGGAUGUAAGUAUUAGGUCUAGUUUUAGGUCAAGUAUGUGGUCCAAUUCAGUAUUAGGUCACUUUUACACUUGAUAGUCCAGAUUAACGAUUCUUUUGAUAAAUUCUUACUUUGCAUUUGGUUCUGUUGGCUGCCAUAUGGACAGCCAUGUAUAAACCUAAGUGAUGUGUUUUCUUCAUAUUGGUCAGAGAAGAAAGCACAUACCAUGGACCAUCAGCCAUGGACCUUAACAUUUAUGGCAGUUUAUCCUGUUUUGGUCUGCAGUUCAAAGGAAGAUGAAUGAAACAGAAAAUGAAAGACUGAUACCAAUCUGAUCAGUGAGGAUACUGGUGUGUUGAUUGUUCAAAAGUGGGCACACUGCCAUCAGAUGUUGGUACCAACGUAGAAGUGUCAUGAUUUCAUAACUGCAUUACGAGGGAGAAAAAUGAGGCGCAGUAAGCUAUGUCCCAUGCUCCUACGUAGCCCUGCAGUUGCUACUUUAUUGCCUACAAUAAAUUAGCUUCUUUUGAGGCACUGCAACAUCUUGGCAUUAGUCACUGUCUUCGGUACAGAUCUGUCUGUGGAGGUUCUGUCAUCCAGGUCAUGGUUAUCCAUAAAGAGUUCACUCAGUGUCCACUGGAGUUGUUUGUAAAUUCUCGAAGACGUUUCAUGUCUCAUCUAAGAAGCUUCUCCCAUUCUGUUGGACUGCUGGGGAGUUCCAGGUAUUUAACCUGUGUAGGGAUGUCACAACUGAAGAAGCGUCUUGGUUGAGAAGUGAAAUGUCUUUGAGAAUCUACAAACGACUCCGGUUGCCUCGAGUGAACAUAUGUGGACACUCCAGAUCUCUCCUGGAACCGAUCCAAGAUCCACCUCUUUCAAGUGGACCAGUGCUUGAUCAGGGUGUUCUCACCUACCCAGAAGAGCCACCUCAACACACCAGAGUUCAAUUCAACUGGACUAAACACGACAGGUGUGAAAGUGACCUUAGAUGGCUGUUGGAUGUGGUCAGAAAAGCAACAUAAUUUAAUUUCAACCUAUAGCUGUCAGGGCAGCAGUGCUUCUCUGCCAUAAAAGAUUCAGGGUUUCAUUAGCCUUUCAUUCGGCAGUCAGUCAAAGGUGGGACUUCUACAAAAGCUGCAUCUGUAUUCCUGUUUGUGUCCUCAGGCCCUUCUCGUGCCUAUCUAGCCACCAUGAUGACAAAGCCUCAGUCUUUGGUUUACUCUGACCAACACAGAUGUCAAUAUACCUUUAAUGUACAGACGAUAUAACAGGGACAGUGUAAGUACUUCAAGCAUUUUCAAUUUAGCAUAUGCUGCCUAGUAUUCAGGACACGUGACAGUAGGUGAAGGCCAUUCGCAGUACACAGUAAAUACCAAAGCUGGACACACUCUGCCGUUGGCUCACUAAAGAUCAGAAUGGCCUGCCAUGUUGAUUUUGGCACACGAAGCUGAACACUGCCCUCAAAGAAACAAUGGAAUUUCCUGCGUUGUGCCUUCAGGGAAGUGUUUUUAAAUAGGAAACAUGUAGUGUUGCUUGCUCGUCCAGAGGUGUUGUGCAUAUACUCUCCCAUAGUACACACAGUGGCUGCAUUAAUGUCCGUUUUUUCUUUUUUAUUAUUAUUAUUAUUUUGAUAUUGCAACAAACUGCUGAAGAUAUUAAUAACUUGAUCUCCCUAGAAGGUGCCAAUUCUUGUGAAAGUGAAUUGUGAAUUUGAAUGGAAGUUUUGAAUUAAGAAUGUAUCCUUGUAGUGAAUGUAAUGUGUUGUUGAUGAAGCCAGCCCUAUAAAAAAAAAAAAAGUUACCCAGUUACCAGAGCAAAA
This is a messenger RNA of Myripristis murdjan (pinecone soldierfish), 4982 nucleotides long. RefSeq names its product Rho GTPase activating protein 22b (gene arhgap22b). Gene Ontology annotation, cellular component: focal adhesion. Gene Ontology annotation, molecular function: GTPase activator activity. Bases 44 to 2260 code for a protein of 738 amino acids. Gene Ontology annotation, biological process: signal transduction; activation of GTPase activity. The record is from RefSeq and is a predicted model, not a curated record. NCBI's taxonomy places the organism in Eukaryota, Metazoa, Chordata, Actinopteri, Holocentriformes, Holocentridae. The transcript is spliced from 11 exons.